This is a messenger RNA of Brienomyrus brachyistius, 2371 nucleotides long. Its product is annotated as CCN family member 1-like. Gene Ontology annotation, molecular function: protein binding. Gene Ontology annotation, cellular component: extracellular region. Lineage: Eukaryota; Metazoa; Chordata; Actinopteri; Osteoglossiformes; Mormyridae. Gene Ontology annotation, biological process: signal transduction. The record is from RefSeq and is a predicted model, not a curated record. The coding region runs from base 29 to 1381 and encodes 450 amino acids. The transcript has 5 exons.
GGCCGGGCGGCAGAGGACUGAUUUCUCAAUGAAGCGGAGCGGAGAGCCGCUGAGAGUCGCGGGGGAGGCAGGGUGCGGGACGGACACGCACACCCAGGCGGGCUCUGAACACAGACAGGGACUUCUCUCCCCCGUCGUAUCACGGACUCUGAAGCUUCAGCGACGGUCACAUUCGUUGCCAAGAAACGAGGAGAGCAUGUUUGCCCCCAAGAGCUUGGCGCAGGCUUCCCUCCUGGUCCUGCUUCCACUUCUGUGCAUCACUGCAGCCACGGGUAACAGCAGCUGCCCCCAAGUGUGCUCCUGCCCGACAUCACCCCCUAUCUGCCCACCGGGGGUCAGCCUGGCCACUGACGCAUGCGGCUGCUGCAGGGUCUGCGCCCGCCAGUUCAACCAGGACUGCGGCCCCAGCCAGCCCUGCGACCACAUCAAGGGUCUGCGCUGCCAGAUGGGUGCAAAUGGUGACCCAGAGCGGGGGCUCUGCCGGGCAGAUGCACAGGGCCGGCCAUGCGAGUUCGGCGGGCGCCUCUACCAGCACGGUGAGCACUUCCAGCCCAGCUGCCAACACCAGUGCAGCUGCAUGGACGGAGUGCUGGGCUGCAUGCCGCUGUGCCCGCACCGCAUGCCGCUGCCGGACCCGCGCUGCGCCAGCCCGCGCCUCCUGCGCCCUGAGGGCCGCUGCUGCGAGGAGUGGGUCUGCGAGGACAGCAACCAUGUAGGUGAGGGCCCCGUGGGGCCCCUGGCUCACCCCAAUGCCAUCAGCAGUGCAGUGCUGCCACCACCAGGCCCCCGCCACCCCGGCACUGCGGGCACAUUCCAAGAGUGGAAGUCCCGCCCCCACACCUUUGUCCAGUCCCUGCAGACCACCCAGUGCCUGCCGCAGACCACCGAUUGGUCAGAGUGCUCUGCGACCUGCGGGAUGGGCGUGUCCAGCCGUGUGACCAAUAGCAACGCAGAGUGCCAGCUCAUCAGGGAGACACGACUGUGCCAGAUCCGGCUGUGUGACCCGGAGGUCAGACUGCAGCUCAAGAGAGGCAAGAAGUGCCAGCGAACGGUGUGGCCCCAGGAGCCUGUGCGCAUCACGUUUGCGGGCUGCUCCACGGCAAGGCGGUACCGGCCACGCUCCUGCGGCUCCUGCUCGGACAGCCGCUGCUGCACGCCCUCGCUGACGCGCACGGUGCGGCUGCGCUUCCACUGCCCCGACGGCGAGAGCUUCUCCCGCCGGCUUAUGUGGAUCCGCCACUGCCGCUGCCGGCGACACUGCCCUGCCCACAGAAACCCCUCCGGGCCAUCCAUCAGCCUCCACAAUGACGUCCACACCUACGCCCCCCUCCGCCCUCGUUACCCCUCCCCCCCAAGCCGGGGUCCAGUGAAAGAACCCUAGCAGCGUGGGCACCCAGUAUCUCCCAUAUGAGAUUCCCGCCCAUAGCAAGCUCCCAUCACGCCAUUGGGCCUUCUGCCCAUCAGUCAAACCCUCAGGCGAUUGGGUGAUUGGCCAAAAAUAUUUGCUUGCACUUUAACAUUUACUCUCAUUGGAUUGGUGUGACUCUUAGAUUCAGGUCUAUCCUGUGCUCAGGCUGACUGCAAAAUCCUGCAGAUGUAACUCGACCUUAGCUGCCUUAGUUAUCUAUAUUAUCGAUGACCUUGUUGGAAAACCAGGAUUCGUCACGGGCCAACAACGACGACAUGAAGAGUGAAGAAACUGCACGUUUUUUGCAGUGGAACAAGUUGGAUAUGUCCAAUACUGGACAACAGCGACUGGUUGUCCAUUUGAACAGGAAUGUGGUGAUGAAUGACCUUAUUCUAAACUUCUUCUCUGGCCGUAUGCAACUGGUUAUUAUUUUUGAUAGAUUAGAGAAAACGUGGUAAUAUUGCAGUUUAAUAUUCUUUGCCGAGAGAGAAGUAAACUAUCAGCAGUAUCAAUAUUACUGAGAUACUAUCUGUUAAGAGACGUCCUGUCACAACUGAUAGGUAAAGGAAUGUAUUCGCAGGCCAAGCGGCUGCUUCCUGCAAAUGUCAGGCCCGCUCUGACUGUAAGGCGUCAGCUGAAGAGAGCGUGGCGGCCUAGUGAGGUGGCGUAAUGUCGGAGUAAUGUCGGAGUAAUGUAGGAGUAAUGUCGGAGUAAUGUCGGAGUAAUGUAGGAUGCCUCCCCUGUGGGCCUCUGCCUUUGCAUCCGUGUGCGUGUGGGAAGCGUGUGGGAAGCGUGUGCCAUGUAGACCGUGUCUGUACAGACUCUGCCGUUGGCAGAGUGGCGCUUUCUGGAAACCACUUCAUUUUUCGAGGUGUUUUAAGUGCCUAAGAGUCUUUUUGUAUUGAAAUGAAGAUUUGAUUUGUAUUUAAGCUAUUUUGUUUAAUAUAUUUCUUUAAUGUCUUC